AUGCUUAGUGAACCAGAAUGUCGUGUGCUAUCGUCGGCUUUCGAUACGUUACUGAUGGACUUCGAUCCGAAAGAUGCAGUAAUCUACCUGGAAAGUUCCGGGCUCCUUACCGAAGAUCUCGCAGAGAAAAUAGAAUCUAAGGCGACUCGACUGGAGCGUUUAAGAGAGUUGCUACGGAUCUACCGAAGGCGUGCUAAAGACUGCGAACCUUUAAUCUCCUACUUUGAGUUUGCCGGGCAAGAACAUAUAGCACAGUCGCUUCGAAACGAUCUUGACCACGUGCUUGAUGGAUUUGGUGCAAAAGAUGUCGUUCCCCGAUUUCCCCAUCAUCUUCGACUACGUAAACUCCUUGCUGGUGGAGUACCAAGGGCUUUCCAGCAUGUGAAACGGGUGAAGAUGCAGACGUGUGUGGCUAAGAUGUUGCGAGAACGAGCGGAUUUAGAUUCUUUUUUUGUUGUUCUACACGGAAUCGCUGGUUGUGGUAAAUCCUCGUUAGCAGCGGCAGUCUUCGCUGAAGUUCCUGAUCUUCUGGGGAAUUCUUUCGAAUCCGUAAUAUGGUUACGUGAUUCCAGCACUGUGCCGAACAGAGUUCGCUACUUGUUCGCUGAUCUUCUGUUAAUGUUGUGGGAUGAUAUCGCUAGCGAUCCUCCAAGAGUGGAUGACAUGUCUUCUGUUUAUUUAUACAAGCAGAUUCAAGAAGCUUUGAUCGAUCGUCCCAAUGUGAUAGUUGUCCUUGAUGAUGUCGUUCAGAAAGAAACUGUAAUGUUUGCAAAUCAACUUGGGCUUCGAGUCCUGGCGACGACACGAAAUGCCGAACUUUUUGCUGCCGCCACAUGCUCUGUGGAUGUGAUUCACGUGGAGAGUAUUUCGUCAGAGGAGUGCAAAGAGCUGUUUUCAAUGGAUAAAACAUCUCCUGCAGUGGACGUAGUUCUUUGCGAAGCAUUCUCCCUUUGUAGCGGGAACAUAGCGCUCUUGAAUAUUCUGAAUAAGCUUUCUGCUGGACGUCUAGACAGGUUAAAUACGUUCUGCCGUCGUUUGAAAACACGUGGUUUAUCCUCUUUGACAGCUACAACUGCAUUUGGAUAUGAAUCUAUGCACGAUGCAUUGACAGCGUCUGUGGAACGGUUGCCUUCUUGCGAUCGAGACACACUUGCAUGUGCUGUUAUUUUUCCAUCCGAACAAGAAAUUCCUCUCGAGAUCUGGGCUCUGGUCGUACCUGUUGAUGUUAUCGACACGGAUGAGUCUGAGCUCUUGAUGCUAUUAUCAGAUCGCCUGAAAGUACUAUGCGAAAAUGGGGAUUGGUUAUCGUACAAUCAGCGAAAUGAAACAUUUCGAUUCAGUAGAAUGGUGGAAAGUUAUCUCCGAGAAACAGUGGAAGCAGAAACUGUCAAGACGCUUAUCUCGAUCCUCAAGUCUCGACUAGAUGGUCAUCUGCAGAGUGACAGAGAAAAUCCUGUUGUCAAGCAGUUUUUCCAGACGCACUCUUCCUUCUACAAGAAUGUUCAUGGACUUAGUUUUUGA
Necator americanus (New World hookworm) is the source of this 1521-nucleotide messenger RNA. RefSeq lists its product as uncharacterized. Gene Ontology annotation, molecular function: ADP binding. The coding region runs from base 1 to 1521 and encodes 506 amino acids. The record is from RefSeq and is a predicted model, not a curated record. The transcript is spliced from 12 exons. Gene Ontology annotation, biological process: defense response to fungus; regulation of apoptotic process. Lineage: Eukaryota; Metazoa; Nematoda; Chromadorea; Rhabditida; Ancylostomatidae.